Octopus sinensis (East Asian common octopus) is the source of this 1228-nucleotide messenger RNA. RefSeq names its product RNA/RNP complex-1-interacting phosphatase homolog. The transcript is spliced from 10 exons. The coding region runs from base 113 to 1078 and encodes 321 amino acids. Lineage: Eukaryota; Metazoa; Mollusca; Cephalopoda; Octopoda; Octopodidae. The record is from RefSeq and is a predicted model, not a curated record. Gene Ontology annotation, molecular function: protein tyrosine/serine/threonine phosphatase activity; polynucleotide 5'-phosphatase activity. Gene Ontology annotation, biological process: dephosphorylation.
AUAUCAGCUACCGGUUGGUAACGCGCGUGUACCGUGUUUACUUCCGUUUCGCUGUCCCAUCAUGUCCAAUUGACUCUUCCGUAUCACUUGUGUUGAAAGAUCAUCCACCACGAUGCCUGGUAUACCAGAUAGAUGGGAAAUUUAUUCAAAAAUUGGUAAAAUUAUUGAAGGUACUCGCUUCCUUGCCUGUAAGACACCCUUGAAGUCUAAUCUGACUGUUUCUCUUGCUGAUGAGAUGAGAUUUACGCCAAAUGACUUGAUUGAGGCAGUGCCACAAGUUGGUCUUGUUGUUGAUUUCACUAACACUGGAAGAUACUACAACCCGAAUGAUUUCAAAUGUAAAGAAGGAAUAGAUUAUAUGAAAAUCUACACAGAAGGAAGAGUAAUUCCAAAGAGAUCAGUUAUAUCAUCAUUCUUUAAAACUGUUGAUGCCUUUUUGAAGGAUAAUUCUAAGAAGAAUAAAAUCAUUGUUGCCCACUGUACUCAUGGACUCAACAGAACUGGAUAUUUUAUAUGUCGAUACAUGAUCACUAAAAUGAAUUUUCCACCCCAAGUUGCAAUUGAUGAAUUUGAUAAAGCUCGAGGACAUAAGAUGGAAAGAGAAAAUUAUAUAACUGAUCUAUUACGACUUGUUCCAAGAAAAUUUGAUUUUUCACUAUCCAACAGCAAAUCAAAAGAGUCUAGUCAGCUUCCUUUACCAAAUUCCAAGAUAAAAAAGCAGAAAAGCAAAAAACGGCAACAACAAGAUGGUGACAAUUUUUCUAAUAAUGCCCUUCACUCACAAGAUGUCCCAAAUUACUCUCAUCAAACAGCGCCUUAUCAACAAGAACCCUAUCUGCAAUUGCCUUAUCAACAGAGACCCUAUCAACAGAGACCUUAUCAACAGAAUUGUUAUCGGUAUAAUCCCUAUAAAUAUGCACCUCAUGAGCAAAAACCCUAUUUCUCCAAUCUGAGACGCCAAUUUGGUAUGUACGACUUUGAUGAGCAACCCAGUCAGCAAGGAUAUCAGGGUCAUAAGGAGCCUCAUCACAGAAGAUUUUCACAUAAAGACCGGAGGCAGAAAAAGAAUGAUUAUUGACUACUGAGGUUGUUGUUGCAUUUGCUAGUAUACACACACACACACGCACACACACAUACAUGUUCAUGUUUAUGCAAAUACACGCACACAGACACACACAUGUACACAUGUAUCUAUCUCUAUAAACAUAUUUUUUAUAUAUACAUAUAU